Molecule: messenger RNA, 6762 nt
Organism: Panthera uncia (snow leopard)
Lineage: Eukaryota; Metazoa; Chordata; Mammalia; Carnivora; Felidae
Gene: CAPSL
Product: calcyphosine like
Exons: 5
Coding region: 23-685 (220 amino acids)
Molecular function (GO): calcium ion binding
Source: RefSeq, a predicted model, not a curated record
GUGCUGUGAACUCUUCUGUCAGAUGGCGGGCACGGCACGUCAUGAUCGAGAGAUGGCGAUCCAGUCCAAGAGGAAGCUCACCACGGCCACCGAUCCCAUUGAAAGACUCCGACUGCAGUGCCUGGCCAGGGGCUCUGCAGGCAUCAAAGGUCUUGGCAGAGUGUUUCGAAUUAUGGAUGACAAUAACAACCGGACCCUUGAUUUCAAAGAAUUUUUGAAAGGACUAAAUGAUUAUGCUGUAGUCAUGGAAAAGGAAGAGGCAGAAGAGCUCUUCCGGAGGUUUGAUAAAGAUGGAAAUGGAACAAUAGACUUCAAUGAAUUUCUUCUCACAUUAAGACCUCCAAUGUCUAGAGCCAGGAAAGAGGUAAUUAUGCAAGCUUUUAGGAAGUUAGACAAGACCGGAGAUGGAGUUAUAACGAUUGAAGAUCUUCGUGAAGUGUAUAAUGCGAAACACCAUCCUAAGUACCAAAAUGGAGAAUGGUCCGAAGAACAAGUAUUCAGGAAGUUUCUGGAUAACUUUGAUUCACCCUAUGACAAGGAUGGAUUGGUGACCCCCGAGGAGUUUAUGAACUACUAUGCAGGGGUUUCAAAAGAAGAAUUUUUGAACUAUUACGCUGGUGUUAGUGCUUCUAUUGACACCGACGCCUAUUUCAUUUUAAUGAUGACAAAAUCCUGGAGAUUAUGACACUGUCUAUUAAUUCUUUUGGAAAUCAUGGACUCUCAGAGAGUGGAAUGACUUUGAAAGAAGUCCACUGCUAUAGAUUUUUGAUAAGAUAUAAACUGAAGUUUCUGAAAAAGCUAGCCUAUGAAAAGCAAUAGAUCUUCAGUCAUCUUACUUAAUUGCCUGGAACAUAUUCAUAUUCUUAAAUGCCUAGGAUAUAUAUUUAAAUCAGAAAGAAAGGAAGAACAGAAGGAAGAAAGGAAGCCAUGGAGUGAGGCUGGAAAGUGGUUCUUAGGUGAAAUCAUGUAUUUCUUGUUAUAGUUGUUUCUCUUAUAGGUGUACAUGUAGGUGGUUCCCCAACUUUCACUUAUUUGUUGUCUUUGGAGUCUUUAGCAGGAGGUGAUGAUAAAAGGAUUGGAGGAACAUCUGACUGUGUAAAAUAUCCUGAGCUUACUUAUUUUAAUGUGUCUCUUGGUGAAUACAAAUAAAAUUUAUUUUAUUCUGAAAUUUAGUGGCUUUUUUACCCCCCUAUUUUCAUAUUUUGAUCCAGGGAUUUAAAGUCAUCAAAUUCCCACACAUGAAUGAACGGGGACAUAAGUGAUUCUGGGGACAAAUGGAGGGUGAGCUCAGUUGGCCCUCUUAGUUGAAGGCUGGGUUUUCAUGGAGUGGGAUCACUUCCUGGGUUGGCCUAUUAGGAUGAAAAGCAGUGCACAGGGAAAUCGAUGGGCUUAUAAGAAGCCUUGGAGACUUUCUGGAGCUUUAAGGUAAAUUGAUGAGGAGGACUUUGAAAAUGUUUUGGGAAUUCAUCUUUGGAACCUACAUUUAGGUGAUACCAGGUUUCUGGACCCAUUUCUCUUCCUCUAAUAUCUGCUUCUCGGGAAACAAAAGUGGCUGAGAAUUGAUUACUCAUAUAACCACAGGCUCUUCACCUUGAAAAGAUGAAGAAAUGAAGUGGGAGAGGAGAGGAAAGGCUGAUGCUGUGCUUCUCAAACUUAAAAAAAAUUUUUUUUUAAAUACUUCUUUAUUUUGGGAGAAAGAGAGAGUGCAAGUGGGGGAGGGAGAGAGAGAGAGAGGAAGAGAAAGAAUCCUAAGCAGGCUUUGCCCUGUCAGUACAGAGACCAACAUAGGGCUCAAACUCACAAACCAUGAGGUCACUACCUAAGCCUAAACCAAGAGUCAGACACUCAACCAACUGACUACCCAGGUGCUCCACUUCUCGAACUUUAAUGAGUACCCAAAUCACCGGAGACUCUUGUUAAAAUGCUGAUGCUAUUUCAGAAGGCUGGAUUGGGGUUCAAACUUUAACCUGUUAACAAGCUUCUCUGUGAUAUUGAUGCCUCUGGUUUUCAGGUAACACUUCAAGUUACAAUGGAUAGAGACACCAGCCUGUAUAUUUCCAGUACUUAUGGUUUAUUAUUUUUCCAUCUCUAGUUGGCCAUCAUAAUUUGUGAUUUUUGACUGCUGAGCCAUCCUUUCUUUGUCUUGAACUUCUGAAAAUAUGAAGGAAGCAUCAAGAAAAUGUAUGUGCCUCGCAGGCAUGUGUAGGAGAGAAAUAGCACUUCCAAGAGACCUUGUGUGGUGACAUUCUAAUUGGAGAAUUUCUCACAGCCCAGGGCUGAGUCCCACAGCCUUCCAGCUUCGAGGAUCUGAAUGUGUCAGUCCACCGAGAGUAGGUCGUUGCUCAAGAGGGACUACACUGAGCAAGCUCAUAGCAAUCGUUGCUAAAACUGGAAUGCCAAGCCAUUCAACUACUAUGGCAUGUUAGGGUAAUGUUUGAUGUGGAAAACAAACUCUAAAAUUUCUAAAAGUUCAAACAAUGGGUAUUUAGUUUUCAUUCAUGAAGCAGUAUUAUGUACCAGCUGUUUGUGGUCGAUGAGCAGCUUUCCUCUGUGUAGUGAUUCUGGGUUGCAAGAUUCCUCCAUCUUGUAGUUCGGCUGUUUUUCCAGGGUUUUGUAGUCAAUGAUAUUCAUGUGCCUGAAGAACAAGAGUGUAUAGAGGAGACUGAACAACUUUCUGAAAAGCUGUGGUCUGGAAGGGACACCCUCUCUUCUGCUGACAUUUCAUUUGAUGAUAACUAGUCACAUGAUUACAUAGAAAUGCAGGGGAGGCUGGGAAGUGUAGUCCUGGUCAGGGAAUCUCCUUGCUGGUGAAAAUAUAUCUAACAUAAGGUCAAUACAAAUUUUAGUGGACUACUAGCUGUCUCUGCCACUUAAAACAGCAGUCCCCAUUGCCUUCCAUUUUCUUAGGGAGGCAUGCUUGGUGGUCUCAGUAACCCAUGUGGAAUAAUAUUUUCCAGGUUGAAGGAGUAUGGAAUGGAGGUCUUUCUAUCUUUAACCAUGUUAACAACCAAGAAAACAACUUCUACAACCGUAUCUGGUAAUGAUUUCCCCCUUAGCGAGUCUUGUCACUUGGGCUUUUAUGGCUCUAUUCCUGACCUUGAAAUUCGUGCUAAGACAACACUGAGGCAAUUUUCUUGUUUCAUAUUGGAGGGGAAAAUUAAAUCGUAAGAGAAUGAUCUUAUCUGUAGAUAAUUCAGCAGAAUAAUCAUCUUGAUUUAAUAAAUCAUGGGAAGGUUUUGGGGUUUGCAAGUGUUAUAUAUUGAUAAUUAAAGUGGACUGUUAUUACAGAUAGAAAUUGUAGGGAACAGUUUUAGAAUCACGUAGAGUUAAAAAUCAGGAUAUCAUUAAGAUAUUAGCCCUAACAUAUAAUACCAGCUGCUAAAAAUGGUAGGAGGGGAGAUCUUACUUUUUUUGGUUGCAGGAGUGCAGGUAGUAGAUGUUUGCACAUGUUCCUUACUUUCACUUGAAACUAUCAGAUCCAAAAUAAAAUUCAUUACUCCUUUCCAUGCCCUCCAUUAACCUCCCCCCACCAUCUUCUACUUACACCAAGGAUGCUUCUAUCUCAGUCUGCGUCUUCAGCUACAUGAGCAAGAAAUCCCAGGAUCUUUGUUCCCUCUCUUUCCAAGAGGCAGAAUAAAGAUGGUUAAGAGUUCAAAUGCCAGAACCAGUCUGCAUGGUUUAAAAUCUGACUCUGUGUGGAUUACGAGCUGUAUAAUCUUGGGCAAAUUCCUUGACUUCUCAAACCUCAGUUUCCUCACCUGUUAAGUGGAGAUAAUAGUAACUACACCACAGGAUGAGGAUUAAAUGAGUUAAUAUAUGGAAAGCACUUAGAACUUUACCUGAUGCCAGGUAAGUAAGCUAUGUAGAAGUGUGUGUUAUUAUUUUGCAUCACUUUUUAGAGUCAUCUGAUUAUAUUUUAGGGUGUCCCUUCUCUCCUUCUCCACUGUACAUGUUCAGUUCCUCUUACCUCAAACUCAGAAUGGUCCCCAGAUAAGUCCUUGCCUGCAGUCUUUUACCUUUUCCUCCACCCUUCACAUUGAUACCAAGAUGAUUUUUCCUAAGCCUCAGGUUCACCCAUAUCACUUCAUUUCUUAAAGAUGUUCAGUAACUCCCCAAGCCCAUUUAAAAGUUAAGAUAUCUUGGCAUGGCAUUUAAGGCCUCCCUUAUUUGUCCUGACCUAUAUAUUUACAGACAUCUGUCCCAUCACAUCCUUCAUGUUUUCCAUGCUUUGGUUAUACAGUGUGCUCUCAUAAAGAAUUUCUCUGGUGUUUGUCCUGGGUUCUUGGAGCAUGAGCUUCUAAAAUUUCCUGAGUGAGAGCAUGUCUUUGUUAUGUUAACAAGGUGACCCAGAGUGAACACCUAGACAGUUUCAGGAUGGGGACUGCUCACCAGAAAGCUGUACCAUAUGAUGAAAGAGUUAGAACUUUGGGCCAGCCCACCUCUGAAAAGGGGAGGGGUUCUGGAGACUGAGUUCAGUUUCACAGACAAUGAUUUAAUCAAGCAUGCCCACAUAAGGAACUCCAAUAAAAACUCUUAAUACUGAGUCUCAGUGGCACUUGCUGGUUGGUGAACAUAUUGAUUUGCUGGGAGUGUGACAUCCCAUGAUUUCAGAAGAAGAGAAGAGAGCACUCUGCAUUUCCUCUCAGACUUUGCCUUACAUGUCUCUUUAUCCUCCUGAUUUGCUUUCUUUAUAAUGAAACUGUAAUUGUCAGUAAGCAUAAUGCUUUUCUGAGUUCUGGAGUCAUGCUAGUGACUUACUGAAACUGAGGGUGUCAUAGGAACCUGCAUUUUGAACCAAGUGGCUAUAAACUCAAGGCUGUAAUAUAAAAAUCCUGCCUGAAUUUGUAGCCUGCCUCACAGAAUUCAGACUUAAGACUUCAUCAACUCUUACCUGAUGCCAGCUUGCCAGCUUGCUCUAUGGACUUUCCAGCCCUCACAAUCAUGUGAACCACUUUCUUAAAAUAAAUCUAUAUAUAGUUCCCUCUCUGUCUCUCUCUUUGUCUCCUCUCCACCGCCCCCUCCCCCCUCCCCCAGCCUACAUUAACACACACUAUUGGUUCUGUUUCUCUGGAGAACUCUGACUAAUACUGAUGUGCGAACAGCCCUGAAGUAAGAAGUAAACAUCUGAAGUAAGAGCAUUCUUGUUGGAGACUGUCCUCUAUCACUUGAGGGGCCUGUCCUAACUCUGAGUGGUUAGUACCAGAAUUGAUUUUCAGUACACUCAGUUGGGGUUGAAGCAGCGUAACAAGCUGAGUGAUUCUUUGCUAAACUGGCUCAAAUCUCAAGGCCCAAUUCAAAAGAUAAAGUCUUUACAAAGCUUUCCACAAUCUUCCGACAAGAUUGACUUCCUCUUUCAUUAUUCUAUUCCUCUUUUACUGAGUAUAUAUGUGUCUUUAUAUCACAGUCUUCCAGUCAGAUGUAUAAGAAAUUUUACUUUAUUUUCUCUAAUAGACUUUCAGGCUUGGAGCAUUCCUCCAUUCAAGAUGGCUGGCAGAAAAUGUAGCUUAAGUCUUUCCUGGGACUUCCACUUAAGGUUUUUCUAUGGUUCUUAGAUCUGGCAUGCAGGGGAGGGGCAGGAUAUAAUCUCAGCUCAUACAGGCUAUCCUUGAGACAUCUACUGUUUUUCAAGGUCUCUUAAGUCCAUUGAAUUAUGGCAGCUUCUCUACCAUACUUGGGAAAUGACAACUUUGAGAAGCUACUAAUGGGGUAGAUGAAGAGCUCACUUUCGAGAGAUCUGUGGAUAUCUAAGUGAGGAAUCCAACAGGAAGUUGGAUAUUCAUCCAUUAAACCAACAAGUAUUUACUGAGAAAAUAUUCAGUAUUAUCAGUGAGUAAUAUCUUAGGUGCUGGGGAUUUAACCUUGAACAAAAGACAUAUGAUAUAUUUACUUGUGGAAGUUCAAAUUAUUAGACAUGAUUCUAAAGUUCAGGGUGUUGGUCUGGAUGGAUAGGAAAAUCUUGAAGGUGAAGAGCCAGUGAAUGUAAUGAAAAAAGCAAAGGUAGGGGCGCCUGGGUGGCUCAGUCGGUUAAGCGUCCGACUUAGGCUCAGGUCAUGAUCUCGCGGUAUGUGAGUUCGAGCCCCGCGUCGGGCUCUGUGCUGACUGCUCAGAGCCUGGAGCCUGUUUCAGAUUCUGCGUCUCCCUCUCUCUCUGACCCUCCCCCGUUCAUGCUCUGUCUGUCUCAAAAAUAAAUAAAAACGUUAAAAAAAAAUUUAAAAAAAUUAAAAAAAAAAAGAAAAAAGCAAAGGUACAAGAGAUAUCAGAUGACUGAAGGGGCAAAGUUCUGGAGUAGGAGGGAAAGAUGGAAUAAAGGACUUAAUGGUUGAUUUGGUCUUCUACUGACAGAGGGGCAUCUUCUCCUUUGACUGGGAGAACAGUUGUUAAGGAUUUAUGGGAAUUUGGGAACUUGUAGAUAGAAAUAGAAAGAGAAGAAAAAGAGUCAUGGCCCAGUUUUCUCAAAGCAAAGGCAAAAACAUCUGCUGGGAAUGAGGAGGACUGAGAUUCAAUGGGGGACUCGGGGAGGUGGAGAUUUGGCAGUAGUCAUGGAGGUCAUUGGAAGGGAAAAGAUGCUGCCAAGCACAAAUAAAGGAAAGCACAAAUUUACGUGGACACCAUUUUGGCAGAAUUAUGAGAUUUUUCAACCAGGAUAGUAAAGCAGAUAGGAUAAAGAGAUGUGAAUCGUAGAGAUGUGUCAUAUUGAAAUAGGACUUUAGCUACCUCCAUUUUGACCUCAAUGUGUACUUUCUACCUAAUUAGGUUCUUUUU